AUGUGGCCUUUUACCAAAUCUGAAGAAGUCAAACCAUUAGGAGAAGAUCUACCUAAUGACUUGAAAGACUUUUUAAUACAGAAAAACAAUGAAACAACACAAUCAUCAUCAUCAGAACCAUAUAAAUUUGAAGCAUCAAGAAAUUUGAAUAGAGUAAAAGAAAUAUUAACAAAACAACCCAUAAGAAAUCAAGAAGAUCAAUAUCAAUUUGAAAAAUUUAAAUUAUCAAAUCAAUUACAAAAUUCAGUUGCAAUAAAUUGUUCAGAAUUAGAAUAUAAUUUAAAUUUAUGUUUUCAAAAUUAUUCAAUAAUAAAAGAUAUGUUUAAAUAUCCAUGUUUUAAUAAACAACAAGAUUUAAAAAGAUGUAAAAAUUUACAAACUGAUGGAUUUAAAUUAUUACAUUAUCAAGAUUGUUAUAAUAUUCAACAAUGUAAUGCAAUCAAACAAUUUUUAGAUGAAAUGUUUGUUAAAAAUUUUGGAGAAUUAGGUGAAAAUACUAAUGAUAAUGAAAAAGUUAAUCAAUUUUAUAAUGAUUUGAAUAAAGGAUUUGAUAAAAUUUGGAGAUGA
Lodderomyces pseudojiufengensis is the source of this 567-nucleotide messenger RNA. RefSeq lists its product as uncharacterized. The coding region runs from base 1 to 567 and encodes 188 amino acids. The transcript has a single exon. The record is from RefSeq and is a predicted model, not a curated record. NCBI's taxonomy places the organism in Eukaryota, Fungi, Ascomycota, Pichiomycetes, Serinales, Debaryomycetaceae.